Messenger RNA from Andrographis paniculata, 2585 nucleotides. Its product is annotated as WEB family protein At1g12150-like. The transcript is spliced from 3 exons. NCBI's taxonomy places the organism in Eukaryota, Viridiplantae, Streptophyta, Magnoliopsida, Lamiales, Acanthaceae. The record is from RefSeq and is a predicted model, not a curated record. The coding region runs from base 597 to 2318 and encodes 573 amino acids.
UUAUCUGUGCGUUUUUACAAGAAAUGUUAUAAGUAUAAUUUAACCAAUUGGUUAUUACCUAUUGUAUUGGACAAAAGAGGAGCAAUGUUUACUUGGGAAGACUUAAAAUAAAUCUGAGCCGUUGAAUGGGGAUUUUGAUUAGACAGAUGCUCCCCGCGCUCAAUGGACGGUUGAGAUUAAUAGUUAGAAGAAAGGGAAAGGUAAUGAAUCCGAUCAACACGACGCCAUAGACAGAAAAUAGUAUGCGGGAGAGACGAGGGAGAAAGUAGGGGAAUCACAGGUGAAGAGAUGGCGGAAUCAUCGGAUUUCCACACACCAAAAAUGGAUUGCCGCAAUAGGGAAGACAGCGGUCUGACCUGCUGGAGCAAAAUUCGGGCAUAUUAUUCAAUUUCCUAUGCCAACAUAUACGUGCAUGUUUAUUUUUCACAGUGUUGCCUCAAGUUUUCUUCCUUUGAUUCCUCUGCUGCUCUUGGGGAUAAGGAAGAAAACCGACAACAACAACACCAACAUAAGCACAGAUUCACAUCCGUUCAGCUCGAAUUGGUUGUAAAGGGUAUUUUUCCAGCUUGUGAAAAAAAAAUUAAAAAAAUAAAAAAAUGUCUGGUUUGACAGUAAAAACACAAAAAAAUAUGCCUGAAUCUCCCAAGGCAUCAAGCUCUCAUAGAGCAGAUGUUGUUGGUGAGAUUGAUACCAGUGCACCUUUCCAAUCUGUCAAGGCUGCCGUCAGUUUAUUUGGCGACCCUGUCUCUCCCAGAGCAUCAGCUCCUGCGACCAAGAAAUCAAAAGCUGAAGAGAGGGUUCUCGAAAAGGAGACACAGCACAGCCUGAUUCUGAAGGAAUUGGAGUGCUACAAAGAACAGCUGAAAAAUGCAGAAGCCGCAAGGGCUCAGGCUCAGCGGGACCUUCAAAGGGCCAAUAGGACGUUGCAGCAACUGACCAACAAGCUGGAAACUCUGAGUGAAUCUAAGCGGGCAUCAAUGGAAGCUACAGAAGCUGCCAAGAUCAGACUUAAAGAACUUGAAGAGCAGCGAUCCCUCAGGGCUCAAAGGGGUAGCGACGCAUGGAAAGAGGACAUAGAAAUCGAACGAGAUGCAUACAAGGCCUGCACAGGAGAGCUGGCUACUGUCAGACAGGAGGUCUCCAAUCUCAGACAGGUUACAGAAGCAGCAUUGCAAGAAAAACUGGACGUGGUUCAGAAAAUGGAGGACGCCCAACGCACAGCUCAAUUGAAUCAGGAGAAGCAGAGCCUCCUAUUGCAAGAACUAAUGUCAUUACGAGAGGAGCUUGAUCAGUUGAAGCUGAGCUCCCUCCAGGCAGAAGAAGACUACUCCAGAAUCGUCUCAGAAAAGGAGUCUUGCUUGUUGGCUUGCAAAUCAGCCAAGGCAGAAGCCGAGAAGGAAAUAGAACGAUUGAGAGAAGAGGACAUGCCGAAAGAAGUUCUCGAGCAGAAGCUAGCGGAAACAAUGGAGGCAGUCACAGUUUUGCAGGAUCAACUCAAUGAAAUUCAGGCUUCGGAUUUGAAUUCCAUCAAGACCAUGGCCUCAGAGCUCGACAGUGCUAAAAAGAAGCUGCAGGAAGUCGUUGCAGAAGAAACUUCGAUCCGAAGUACUGUUGAGUCAAUCAAACAGCAGCUGGAGGAGGUGAAGAAGGAGCGCGCCGAAUCAGAGCAUAAAACAUUGAAAGCAGAAGCAGCUGUUCGCGACUUGCAGGCCGAGCUGGAGAAGAAAGAGAUCGAACUCGAAGCUGCUGUCUCCAAAUGUGGUUCUGCUUCCUUAAAAAAGCUUUCAGCCGAAGCCGAAAGGGCUAGACAGGAAACACAAGAAUACAAGAAGAGUGCCGAGUUACUGAAGCAAGAAGCCGAAGCAGCAAGAACUCAAACCAAAGAAGCCGAGAAUAACCUGAACAUCGCUCUAAAGGAGGCCGAAGAGGCCAAGGCUGCGCAGAAGCUUGCGGAAGAACAAAUGCACAAUCAUGCUCUGGCCGGUAAAGCUGAUGGCUUGGAAAAUCUAAUCAGGCUGCCUGUCGAGGAGUUCGAGUCCAUGAAAAAGAAAACUGAGGAUUUCGGAAGUCAGACUGAGAUCAAAGUGGCUACGGCAAUGGCGCAGAUAGAGAGCAUAAACACGAGCAAGAAAGAAGCGUCACAGAAGCUGCAGGAGGUUUUGAAAGAGAAUGAAGCUUUACAAUCUGAAAUCAACGAUACUCUGAAGAGGAUAGAGAUGGCAGAUGCAGCUAAAAGAGAAGUCGAAACUGAACUCCAGAAAUGGCGUACUGAACAAAAUGAAGCCGGUGAAUCAUCCGAUAGUCCUAAAUCAAAAUGAUGCUGAUACAACGAUGAUAAAGAACACACAAAAUGCUGUUCUGCGGUUUGGAUGUCUUCAAGAACACAAAAUGAAUAGCAUUCAGAAUCAGUCUCCACAGGCAACUAGAGGCCAUAAAAGGGGUAGAUGUCUUGUUCCUAUGUCAUUUUUUUCCAUGAAAUAUUCUUACAUACAUUUCACUUAAAGAAUCAAGAAUGAUAUAUAUAUAUAGUCCUCCUAUGUAACCAUAAAACUAUAAUGUAAUAUAUAUAUAUGUAAUUUCGAGCU